This is a messenger RNA of Salmo salar (Atlantic salmon), 2520 nucleotides long. RefSeq names its product claudin-19. Gene Ontology annotation, molecular function: structural molecule activity. Lineage: Eukaryota; Metazoa; Chordata; Actinopteri; Salmoniformes; Salmonidae. The record is from RefSeq and is a predicted model, not a curated record. Gene Ontology annotation, cellular component: membrane; bicellular tight junction.
CUGUUCUCUCAUUUGUGCCUGAAAGUAGCUAGCAAGCUAGCCAACGUUAGCCAGUUAGCUUGUGUGCUUGACUGCUGUUUUUUUAGGUCAGAACGCUUUGAUCAACCCUACUCCUCGGCCAGAGCGUCCAGUGUGUGCUCCGAAUUUAUGAAUGGACAAUCUGGCAACGUUCUGAGUCUUCGAACGCCCAGAGCACACACUGGCACUCCAGAUUAAAUUGAUGAACACAUCAGUAGUAUAAGCCAGCCUUUAGUCUUGAAAUCUUUGGUUGUUUCGUACAUAGCCUCACAUGUGAGUCCUUAAAGACAUGGGUGGGGCUAAAGCUUAAGAGGGUGUGAACGAUGCUGAAUGGGUGUAGACAAAAAACAGCUCUCCAGGUACCAAAACUUUCAAGGGCCAUUUUCUCAAAAGUGAGGUUACAAGUUUAUCAACUUUCAAAGCAGAAUUACUUUCCCAUUGUUCCUCAUCUGUAAUGCAGGAGUCUCUACUUUUAUUUAAUGUAAAAAAAAAAUUAAAACACCAUUUCAAAUGUUGCUACAUAAAACCGAAUCAAGCCAGUCAGUCACAAAUAGCAUUGUAUCUGGUCAAACACAAUUUUCACCAAAACUUUAUUAAGGGUUGGUAGCAGGCUGAUUGGUCGGCUAUUUGAGCCAGUGAAGGGGGCUUUACUAUUCUUAGGCAUCGGAAUUACUUUUGCUUCCCUCCAGGCCUGAGGGCACACACUUUCUAGUAGGCUUAUAUUGAAGACAUGGCAAAUAGGAGUGGAAAUAUCGUCCCCUAUUAUCCUAAGUAAUUUUCAGUUCAAGUUGUCAGACCAUGAAGUCCAAGGAACUGUCUUUAGAUCUACGAGAUAGAAUUGUGAUGACACAUACAAUACAGUAUAUCUGGGGAAGGGUAUAAAACAAUUUCUAGUGUUGAAAGUUUCCAACAGCAUAGUUGGCUCCAUCAUUGGGAAAUGGGAAAAAUAUGGAACUACCUAGACUCUGCCUAGAGCUGGCCGUCCGACCAAACUGAGCAACCAGGCAAGAAGAACCUUGGUCUGGGAGGUGACCAAGAACCCAAUGACCACUCUGCCGAGUUCCUUGGUUGAGAUGGGAGAACCUGCCAGAAGGAUAACAGUCUCUACAGCACUUCACCAAUCUGGGCUUUAUGAGAGAGUGGCCAGCCACUCCUGAGAAAAAGGCACAUGACAGCACGCCUGGAGUUUGCAAAAAGGCACGUAAAAGACUGAGAUCAUAACGCAAAAGAUGAGAUAAGUGCACUCUUUGGACUGAAUAGAGUAUUGUGUGUAGGGUGAGAAAAAAAUAUAUUUAAUCUCUUUUUAAUUCAGACUGCAACACAACAAAAUGUGGAAUAAGUCAAAGGGUAUAGGCACUGUAUGUCGGUAGUUCAGAUAAAGUAUUUUCCUGGUUGCUAAAACCACGUUAACAAAACGUCUUUGUACAACCAUCAUACAACCUGACCAUGAUCACAUAAAAUACAUCAUAUUGACGACAGUGAAACCAGUUUUGCCUACUGGGAUAUAGCUAACACUUCAUUGUUUGUAGGUUAAUAACUACUACAUAACAAAAACAUUUUAUUUUGCCUUCUCUCUUCCAAGUAAAUCAGGCAGCAGGACCGACCACUAUGCUUUUAGCCUUCCAGGUCCUGGGUCUGUCUUUAGGGGUGAUAGGCUGGUGUCUGGAGAACAGCUGCACUAGUUCCCAUUCCUGGAGGGCCCACAGCCACUCUCAGGCUGUCACAACCAACAACUGGCAGUUGGAGGGCCUGUGGAUGACCUGCGCAGCCACGUCUCUGGGCUCUGUGCAGUGCCAGAGAUACAAGACUGUACUGGGGCUACCAGGUUAUAUACAGGCAUGUCGAGCCCUGAUGAUCAUCGCUCUGCUCCUGGGUCUAGCGUCCAUCAUUGUGUCAGUGCUGGGGCUGAAAUGCACAAAGAUCGGCAGCACUUCUGAACAGGUCAAGGUCAAAAUCACUCUGACCGGCGGCAGCUUGUUCAUCUUAUCAGGUCUUUCCACCUUGACUGCUGUGUUAUGGUACACUGCACGGGUGGUGCAGGAAUUCCAUGAUCCAUUUUUUGCAGGAGUAAGGUUUGAGCUGGGUACAGGUCUAUACGUGGGCUGGGGAGCUGCCUGUCUGGCCAUUCUAGGUGGGGUCAUGCUCUGCUGUUCCUGUAAGAGAGGUCCAUCAGCACCACCAACAGGGGGAUUAUCAUACAACUACUCAAAAACAAGCCGUGGACAACAGAUCUACAGGGCAGCACCUGUGUCAGAGUCCGGGAGUUCAAAAGCUUAUGUUUAAAGCAGUUUCAAAUGUUUUUUUUUGUUUUUAAAUGUCAUUGUUUGUUUGUCUGUUUCCAUUUGUUACUUUGGUAAAGUGUAAUUUUACUGGUUUGCAUUUGCUGUUAUAUUUUAGUUGUUUAGUUUUUUUUGUUUUGAGUUGCGUGAGUCACUGUGAAUAUUAAUGUAAUGUUUAUUACUUUGAAAUGUAUUGAAAAUAAAACAAUUUCUCUAUUGAUGA